This is a messenger RNA of Plasmopara halstedii, 2067 nucleotides long. RefSeq lists its product as uncharacterized. The record is from RefSeq and is a predicted model, not a curated record. Gene Ontology annotation, cellular component: cytoplasm. NCBI's taxonomy places the organism in Eukaryota, Oomycota, Peronosporomycetes, Peronosporales, Peronosporaceae. The coding region runs from base 1 to 2067 and encodes 688 amino acids. The transcript is spliced from 8 exons.
AUGCACCGUACGCGCCACUCGUCGCUGGACUGCUCGGGCGGCGUUGACUCCGAGCCGCGACCAGAAUCACCCACACGCCGUCAUCGACACCAUCCAGGAGCCGACAUCAACGUCGAUCGUCGGCGGAUAAAGCCACGAGGUAUGUCCAUGAGUGAAGCUGGAAUACCGCCCAUGACGGUUGACGCUUGGCGGCCACUUGGUCGGCGUUUGACGUCUCCACCCCCAACGCUUACGAGUUCUCCCGAAUCGCUGUCACCCCCUUCGUUGGCUGACAAUCAGAUGGACCAUCGUGGAGCUUUAGAUGCGCACGUGAAUCCAAUUUCUACAACGUUUGGAAGCACUUCGCCGCUCGGAGAUAUUGAAGAUGCCAAUUUCAAAAAUAUUGCCAGUUUCCGUGGUGUGGUGAGUUCGUGUUUGUCUUCAUCGGGAUCGUCUAUCUACGAUUCGUUAUCUGAUGAAGAACAGCUUCAAGAGCCGUCUUCAAACCAACUUGAUGCAGCUUCGAUUCCAGCUUCACCGUCUGUAGAUCCAUCUUUCGCUGAAGCGUGUUUCCCCAUGCUCUCACAGAUUCCUUUGCCUCCAAGAAGUAUUAGUGUUGACAGUGGCAAUGGGGCUCGUGCUGGAUCGAUGGUUCAUGUUAAGUCUCCUGUUUUGGGCAAUAGGAAGGAUGCACAGACGUGGCACCUGCAGGACGAAGAAUUUUUGACAUCACCACGUUUUGGAUCGUCAUUACGAAAACCCGACGGGGGACAUGCUGACAUGUUUCGUGAUAAUAGUGUUGGUUCACUGCUUUCCACUGAGGCCAGCAACCAAUAUAUAGACAACUACAACAGCCACACCAGGUUGUCAAAGGAUUCGCGAGCUUUAUCGGUCGACUUUACUUUGCAGUGCACGCCCGAUAUCAACCCCCCACUACCUCCACCACAAGAGCCAUCGCAACGAUUGCGUGCUCGCUCAUUCUCAUAUUCACCAGCGUAUGGAUCAGCUGGAUACAAUAUGUUUAAUGGUAAUAAGCAGUAUGCACUCCCACCUCACCACCACAUGCAGCACCAACAAGCAAUAGGGCAAGCAUUCCUGCAAACUUCUCGAAGUUUUCAUUCUGGAAGUGGUAUGAUGCAACAUGGUCAACCGCUGCCACCUAUUCGUCCCCCGCGAAUUAGUGUUCCGAUAGAUUCUCCUAUGCAUCAGUAUCAGUAUGGACCGCCGAUGCCGUAUCGCCGGUACUCUGAUGCAUUUGCAAUGGCGCCAUAUCCUGAAACCUUCGAUACUGAACAACCGGAGAAAUUGCCUCAUCAGAAUAGUUCGAGUCGCGUGAUACGAUCAUACAGUGUGGAAUAUGGCAAUUUUUCGUCUUCGCGCCAAAUACGUAGCCAGUCUAUGGAGGGUCCCCAAUUCUUUGCGUCAGCACCCCCGAUGGAGUACUCCCCAUCUUUAAACCGUAGUAAUUCUGCUGGCGUUGGUCUCGAUUGGUCACGCGGGCACAUGGAGUCUGCUCCACCAUUACCCCCUGAUGUUCGAAUGGGCGCUAAUGGCACUCGUCACUCUUCACCACCUGAAGCUUACUAUGACGUAGAAUUCAAACGGGGUCGACAGGAAAUGUUUGCUGGCCGCGCAUCUUACAUGCCUGGUGAAUACGUUAAGGUGGAGGCAGACCGAGGAGAGGAUAUUGGACGGAUCGUCCAACGGAGCCAAGAUAUCUCGACUAUUGGCGCGGCUGAAUCUGCAGGCCUUGGAGAUGAAUCAAUGGGGCGGAGCAAGCGCCAUGAUCUUCCGACCAAAAAGAUAUUAUGUGUGGCAAACCAGCGAGAGUGUGAAAUGCUGAACGAGCAGCGUAAAGAGGAGCAUGAAGUCUUUGAAGUGUGCAAGAGUAAAGUGCGCCAGCGUCUCCUUCCGAUGAAUGUGAUUGAUGCUGAAUAUCAGUUUGAUCGUCACAAACUAACCUUUUUCUUUGAAGCAGACCGUCGUAUUGAUUUCCGUGAGCUUGUGCGGGAUCUCUUCGCUAUCUACAAGACGCGCAUCUGGCUUCAACAAGUCGUCUCCUCCGGAAAGAAAUUAGGAAAUGAAUGA